This is a messenger RNA of Colletotrichum karsti, 4491 nucleotides long. Its product is annotated as membrane bound c2 domain protein. NCBI's taxonomy places the organism in Eukaryota, Fungi, Ascomycota, Sordariomycetes, Glomerellales, Glomerellaceae. The transcript has 3 exons. Gene Ontology annotation, molecular function: lipid binding. The record is from RefSeq and is a predicted model, not a curated record. Bases 1 to 4491 code for a protein of 1496 amino acids.
AUGACCUCCCUCGAAAAGAGCGAGCUCAAGGUCCAGGGCGUCGUCGAGGCUGCCCAGGACCCUGAGACCAACGUCUCCGCCGAUGAUGCUCAGAAGAAGAUUGUGGAGGAGUCCAAAAAGGCUGGCAUCACCGCCUUCACUUUCGACCCGGACGCGAGUCCCGAAGAGAAGCGCCGCCAAGCCGCAGCUGCUGUGCCGCCCGGCUUCCAUUCCCAACGGUCCAAGGGAAUCUCAGUCGUCACCGAUGUCCCCGAUUCGAGCGAGCCUGUUACCGACCUCCCCGAACCCACCAAGGCUGGCGCCAUCGAAGUCGUCAAAGACCAGGACGGAAAGACGAUCAAGUCAGGCGGAGAUCCUCACGGCCAGGAGGAGGAGCCCUUCAGUAGAACUGGUUGGGCCCCCAAGUUCGGUUGGCCCAAAGACGAGGUCCACGAGAGCCUGAGUCUGCUUGAUCACUCCACCUGGCUCGAGAGCAACAUCCCCGACAAAUUCUACGGUGACUGGUACCACAAUGCCGCAAUCAUUGUCUUUGCCUGCAUCUCCUCCUGGUUGGUAGCAGUCUUGGGCGGUGGCCUUGGCUGGGUUUUCAUUCUCAUGGCCGUUUGCUCGACCUACUACCGCACCUCAAUCCGUCGAGUCCGGCGCAAUUUUCGCGACGACAUCAACCGAGAGCUGUCCUUGAAGAAGCUUGAGACGGAGGUUGAGUCUCUGGAGUGGAUCAACUCGUUUAUGUUGAAGUUCUGGCCCAUUUACCAACCGGUCCUCGCCCAAACGAUCAUCAACUCCGUUGAUCAGGUUCUGAGCUCUGCUACGCCCGCUUUCUUGGACAGCCUGAAGCUCAAGACGUUCACUUUGGGCUCCAAACCGCCCAGGAUGGAGCAUGUCAAGACGUACCCCCAGGCUGGUGACGAUACCGUCAUCAUGGAUUGGAAGUUUAGCUUCACCCCCAAUGACACGGCCGACAUGACCUACAAGCAGAUCAAGAACAAGGUCAAUCCCAAGGUUGUUCUGGAGAUCAGAGUUGGAAAAGCAAUGAUCAGCAAGGGUCUCGACGUUAUCGUCGAAGACAUGGCAUUCUCGGGCAUCAUGCAACUGAAGAUCAAGCUUCAAAUCCCUUUCCCUCACGUUGAGAAGGUGGAGAUGUGCUUCUUGGAAAAGCCAACGAUCGACUACGUCUGCAAGCCUCUUGGAGGCGAGACCUUUGGUUUUGACAUCAACUUCAUUCCUGGACUUGAAUCUUUCAUUCUCGAGCAGAUUCACGGCAACCUGGCUCCCAUGAUGUAUGCGCCCAACGUGUUCCCGAUUGAGGUUGCCAAGAUGCUCGCCGGCACUCCGGUUGACCAGGCUAUCGGUGUGGUCGCCGUUACGCUUCACGGUGCUCAGGGUCUAAAGAACCCCGACAACUUCUCUGGCUCCCCGGAUCCUUACGCCGUGGUGACCUUGAACCGUCGCCAGCCGCUUGCUAAGACGAAGCAUGUCAAGGACACAUCGAACCCGCGCUGGAACGAGACUCACUACAUCAUCAUCACCUCUUUCAACGACUCGCUCGAUAUUCAAGUAUUCGACUACAAUGACUUCAGGAAGCACAAGGAGCUCGGUGUCGCAUCUUUCGCCCUUGAAAACCUGGAGGAAUUGGCUGUUCACGAGAACGAGCAUCUGGAAGUGAUCGCCGACGGCAAGGCCCGUGGUUUUGUCUCUUGCGACGUCCGUUUCUUCCCCGUUUUGGAGCCCAAGAAGUUGGAGGACGGCACUCUGGAGCCUCCCCCGGAGUCCAACACUGGUAUCCUCAGGUUCACUGUGGAACAGGCCAAGGAUUUGGACGGCACCAAGAGUCUUGUCGGUCUUCUCAAUCCUUACGCGACGCUGCAUCUCAAUGGCAGGGAUAUCCACCACACCAAGAAGCUCAAGAGGACGAACAAUCCUAUUUGGGACAACGGAUCUAAGGAGAUGCUUAUCACGGACAGGAAGAACGCUAAGCUUGGAGUGACCAUCAAGGACGACCGUGACCUCACAGGCGACCAGGUCCUCGGCAAGUACCAGAUCAAACUGGAAGACAUGAUGGAGUGCAUGGAGAAGGGCCAAGAAUGGUUCCAUCUAUCCGGCGUCCAGACUGGUCGUGUCAAGAUGAUGGCGCAGUGGAAGCCUGUUGCUCUGUCUGGUAUCGCUGGUGGCACCGGUGGCUAUGUCACUCCUGUUGGUGUCAUGCGCUUCCACUUCAAGCACGCCCGUGACCUUCGCAACUUUGAGACGCUCGGCAAAUCUGACCCAUACGUCAGAGUACUCCUAUCUGGCAUCGAGAAGGCGCGCACUGUUACCCACAAGAAUACUCUGGACCCCGAGUUCGACGAGGUUCUCUACGUUCCGGUUCACUCUGCUCGCGAAAGACUAGCUGUUGAGGUGAUGGACUCGGAGAAGAUGGGCAAAGACCGUAGCUUAGGUCUGUUUGAGGUCUUCGCAGGUGACUACAUCUCACAAGCGGAGAAUGGAGAAUACAAUGUGCACGAUCAGAAGAAGCUUUUGCAGGGAGGCCUGCAGCUCCAUGGUAAGGGUAUUGCCAAGGGCAUGUUGACCUACAACGUGGCGUUCUACCCCUGCCUCAACAUCGCCGACCCUGAAGAUGAGGAGGAAGAGGAAGAGGCUCAACCGAUUGAGAAGCCGGCCGAUGGCACGACCCGUUCCGCUGAUGCUGGCAAGUUUGCUGCCAUCGAACAGAAGAAGGAGGAGAAGAGGCAGAGCGGGGCUGAACUUGAACCGAGCCCGCCCAAGACUCCAGUCACACCGGUUUCACCGACCAUGCCCAGGAAGUCCAAGGAUGAGAGCGGUCCUCCUAAGAUCAGGCUGUCUCCUCAAGAACUUCUCAAGUACGAAUCUGGUCUUUUGAUCUUCAAGCUGAUGGAAGCCGAAAUGCCGGAGCACAACACGCAUCUAGAGGUGUGGGUUGAUGACAUGGCUUUCCCCUCUUACACGUCAUCAGUGGCCAAGCACAAGAAGCACACUUUCGAGGAAAUCGGCGACUGCUUCAUUCGUGAGCUCGACUUCUCUCGAUUGACCCUCAAGGUCCGCGAAAAGGGCGACAAGAUUGAGGGCAGCGAGAAGGACAAGGACCACACGAUUGCCAAGCUGCAGGGCAACACAUUGGACACAUUGAAGCAGUGCCUGAACAACCCCACGAUCCUCAAGCUGAAGGAUAAGGAGAACAGGCCUAGCAGUGUCAGGGUCAGCCUCAAGUACAUUCCUGUGAAGAUGCAACUCGACCCGAGCGAGAGUAUCAACAACAUGGGAACUCUUCGUGUCGAUGUGCUGGAUGCACAGGAUCUCCCCUCAGCAGACUCCAAUGGCAAGAGCGACCCGUACUGCAAGUUCGAGCUUAACGGCGAGGACGUGUACAAGACCAAGGUCCAGAAGAAGACUUUGCAUCCCGCUUGGAACGAGUUCUUCGAAGUCCCCGUACCGUCCAGAACAGCCGCAAAGUUCAAGGUCACUGUCUGGGAUUACGACUUUGCCGACAAGCCGGAUUUCCUCGGCGCUGCCGACAUCAAUCUUGAGCAGCUGGAUCCUUUCAGACCAAGCGAGAGCCGACUGAUCCUGGACGGCAAGUCGGGUACGGUGAGAUUGAGGAUGCUCUUCAGGCCCUCGUACGUCACUCGUACACGACAAGGCACGUCCACCUUCUCCGGAACCUUCGCGGCCCCCGGCAGAAUUGUCACGGGUGUUGUGGGUGCACCUAUCAAGGUUGGUGGUGCAGUUGGCCACGGCGUUGGAAAGGGCGCCUCGUUCCUCAAGCGUGGCUUGUUUUCGAGAAAGGAUGAUGACUCCGAUGGACAUUCAUCAAGCUUCACGGAUAUUCCAACUAUUGUUGAGAAUGGAGGCAGCCCGCCUGGCCCGACUCCUGGUCUUGGCCUCAAGCGAGCGACUGGGUUCUCUACCUCGGAUGGCAGCGAGUCUCCAGACACACGACCAGGCACCUCCAACGGCAAUGGAUCGACUUUGGGCCAUCAUCGAACUAAGAGCAACGGCGCAGCUUCUGUUCAUAGCUUGAACCCUGGCUCCCCUGGCUCUGGAUCCGCUUCCUUCACGGUCGUCUCAGCGACCGGCUUCCCUCCGUCGACAGAUCUGUACAUUGUCAUCACCCAGUUGACACCUAAGGCCAAGACCAUCGGCAAGACUAAGCAUCACAAGGACGCCACUGGUUUCUUCAGGUACAACGAAACCUUCAAGUGCACUUGCACCGCCGACACACAAUUCAAGAUUGAGGCCAAGGGUGAACAUACGUUCAAGAAUGACGACGACUUGGGCGAAGCUCUCUACUUCGUUGAUGAGAGUGGCGCCGGAGCCGAUAAGGAGAUCAAAGUCGGAAGUGGAACGGUUGUCAUCAAGAGCAGCUUUAUCCCCUCGGAAAGCUCUCUGGAGCCUGGAAGCCCCAAGUCGAUCGUUCGCCGAAGCUUCAUGGGCAAGAGAGAGAGCCGCAGCAGGGAGGGCACCCCUACUUGA